Molecule: messenger RNA, 3319 nt
Organism: Chenopodium quinoa (quinoa)
Lineage: Eukaryota; Viridiplantae; Streptophyta; Magnoliopsida; Caryophyllales; Amaranthaceae
Product: BTB/POZ domain-containing protein At1g03010-like
Exons: 4
Coding region: 453-2354 (633 amino acids)
Molecular function (GO): protein binding
Source: RefSeq, a predicted model, not a curated record
AUUAAAAAAAAAACAAAAUAAAUUAUUUAAAUUAUUAUUUUAAAAAAAGUUUUUGUUACUUAACUUUCACCGAAAAGUGUCAACAUAACUUCAUUUCCUUGACUUUAACUUAAUCAAAUAAUUAUAAACACCUACUUUCCCCUUAAACACACACACACAUAAUACUUACACAUUACAACACUAAUAAAAGUAUGACUUUGUUAACCCAUCUUCUUCUUUUUUAUCCUACAAUAUGAGUUUCAUGUAACUUUUACCACACUCACUCACUCAACACACACAUACAGAGAUUAAGAGAGAAAUCCAGGCUUGUCGCGGUGUGCAAGUAACCAGUGGCGAAUCUAGCUUAUGAUGGACUGCUAGCUGAAAAUUGAUACAACUAGUCUACUACUACGACCGGUUUACGAGUUGGAAAAUUUGAAGGAUUUAUAUAUAAGGUAGCGAGAGAAUUCGAGAUGGGGGUGGUGACAAUGGGUGAUUUGAAGCCUAAUAUAGCUGGGAAGAGAGCUUUUAGACCGAGUUCGAGCACAAGGCAUGUAACUGAAUGGCCAAUAUCUGAUGUUUCGAGUGAUCUCUCCAUUGAAGUAGGCGCUGCCUGCUUUGCACUUCACAAAUUUCCUCUUGUUUCUCGCAGUGGAAGAAUCAGGAAACUGUUGCUGGAGGCAAAGGAUUCAAAGAUCUCGAAGAUUAGUCUCCCAUCAGUUCCAGGCGGAUCAGAGGCAUUUGAGCUUGCUGCCAAGUUUUGUUAUGGAGUCAAUGUUGAAAUCACUCUAUCGAAUGUAGCUAUGCUACGCUGUGCAGCACAUUUCCUUGAAAUGACUGAAGAGUAUGCAGAGAAAAGCCUAGAAACAAGAACUGAGGUAUAUCUUAAAGAUAUGGUCCUCCCAAAUAUAUCAAAUUCCAUAUCAGUUUUACACAAAUGCGAGACACUCUUGCCUAUAGCAGAGGAUAUUAAUCUAGUUAACAGGAUAGUUACUGCAAUAGCUAAUAAUGCAUGUAAGGAGCAGCUGUGUUCGGGAUUAUUAAAACUCGAACAUAACUUCCCAGUUAAAGGAUUAUCGGCUUUGGAGCCAGAAACACCAGUAGAUUGGUGGGGAAAAUCACUAACAGUUUUGAAUCUUGAUUUCUUCCAAAGGGUUUUGACAGCAGUGAAAUUGAAGGGUCUUAAACAAGAUUUAAUAAGCAAGAUUUUGAUAAACUACGCUCAAACUUCUCUUCAAGGCGUCGUUGUAAGAGAUCCACAACUUCUAAAGGGAAACUACUUGGAUUUAGAACUUCAAAAGAAACAAAGGAUACUUGUUGAAACUUUGGUGAGCUUGUUACCGACACAAUCUAGGAAAAGCUUGGUUCCUAUGGCAUUCCUUUCAAGCUUAUUAAAGAGUGCAAUUGCGCAGUUGGCUUCUACAUCUUGUAGAGCGGAUUUAGAGAGAAGGAUUGGCUUGCAAUUAGAUCAAGCAAUCUUGGAAGACAUACUUAUUCCUGCUAGUUCUCAAGUGAAUAAUCAUAGUCCCAUGUAUGAUAUUGAUUCGGUGUUGAGAAUUUUCUCAAUUUUCUUGAACUUAGACGAGGAUGAUGAUGAUGACGACAAUCACUUAAGGGAUGAAAGUGAGAUGAUGUACAAUUUUGAUAGCCCUGGCUCUCCUAAGCAAAGCUCUAUUAUUAAGGUAUCGAAAUUGUUAGACAAUUUUCUUGCAGAAGUGGCCUUGGAUUCAAACUUGACACCUUCCAAGUUCAUAGCUCUUGCAGAGCUUCUGCCUGAUCAUGCUCGCGCAGUUACUGAUGGUCUGUAUAGAGCAGUGGAUAUCUUCCUCAAGGUUCAUCCAAACAUGAAGGAUUCAGAGAGAUACAGGCUAUGCAAAACUAUUGACUGUCAAAAACUUUCUCAAGAAGCAUGCAGUCACGCAGCUCAGAAUGAACGACUUCCUGUACAAAUGGCGGUACAAGUACUCUACUUUGAACAAAUCAGGCUUAGAAACGCAAUGAACGGGGGCCAAAAUCAGUUCUUCUUUGGCUCAGUUAAUGGACAUCAUUUCCCUCAAAGAUCAAGUAGUGGAGCAGCAAGUGGAGCUAUAUCUCCUAGGGACAACUAUGCCUCGGUCAGAAGGGAAAAUCGCGAGCUCAAGUUAGAAGUGGCUAGGAUGAGGAUGAGGCUAACAGACUUAGAAAAAGAUCAUGUUUCCAUGAAACAGGAUAUGGUAAGAUCACAUCCUGCUAAUAAGUUGUUCAAGUCAUUUACCAAGAAACUUAGUAAGCUUAAUGCCCUUUUUCGGCUUAACAGUGUUAAGCCACUAGGGUCUAAGGCUAACUCAGAAUCUCGAUUCUUCUUUCAGAGGCGAAGGCGGCAUUCUGUAGGAUGAGAUUGGUUGUUAUAGUGUGAAUAUAAUCAAAUUUGAGUGUAUAGUAUAUAUAUACUUAAUUAGAGUGUUAAUUUUUGUCUAAAUAGAGUGGUUUUUUUUUUUUUUUUUUUUUUUUUUUAAACCAAUAUAGUUAAUUUAUUUGUUGUGUACUUUUUGUGUGGCUUGGCUGAAACAACCUCCUCAGUGUUUCAGAAGAGUUCCUAACAGAAACAGUCUCUAUGAAAGCCUUGUGGCCUGUUUCUGUAUUUGAUCCACUUUGAGAAAAAAUUUUCUUCAGUUGAAAGUCUUUAAGAAAAUUACAUGCUCUGUAAUUUCAAAAUAACACUCGUUCCGUUCAGAAAUUAGUCACCAUGCUCUAACUUCUUACUUGUAUGAUAACCUAAUCACAAACCACUAUCUUAAAAAAUGUGACAACUAAUCACAAAUCACUCAUAUGAAAGUAGUGUAUGUGUGCAUGUGACUAUAAUAUCCAAAGUAAAAAAGUAAAACCGGAUAAUUUUUUUUAUAUACUGUCAAAAACUCGAAACGUGUCUAUACCUGGGAAUUUUUUUCCCAAGGGCACUUCUAAUUAGCUGGCCAUCUAGCUGUUAAAACAAAGACUAUCAAUACCAACUUUAUUUGAUGUGAAAGCAUGCCGGAAACACAAUCAUAGCUAUAUGAAGUAGAAAAUUUCAAUCAUAUUAUUGUUACUUGAUGGGUUUUUGUGGUAAAAGUUUUGAACCAAAUUGGCCUUUAGAAUAGACACAACAAGUGGCCUAAUGAUAAGCAAGCGUGGAGUAACAAUUCCUUUGUGGCUUUAACUAACAAAACAGUAUGGCAUCCAAGAUAUGCCAAAAAUAUUUUCAAAACUUUUUUAUUCGUUAUAAUUGUUCGAUUAUUUUAUUUUUACCACCUUAAAUUAGAAAAACCUAAAUUGUUUUUUACCAUCUAAAAAAAAAAUACCACCAACUAAAAAAACUAUUUUA